AGUUCACGUCGACCCGCCCCUCAGAGGCACCGGCGGGACCGCAGUGGUCCGAUAAAAAGUCCGGACGGUGCCAGGGAAGCAGAAGGACUCCGACAGCAGUGUUGCUGAAAGCAUCCCGAAAAGCGCUAAUUUCAAGACCCGGUAACUGAGCCUUGACUCCGGUUUGAGCAGGAAACACAUGUUUUCAGCUGACACGGCUGCAGAGGCGGCUGAAUGGGUCAGAAAAGAUGCACAAAAGGAAACAAAAAAGAAGCUGGUGUGUCUUUGUCACGCUGCCAGUGAGGCUCUUGUAUCGGGAGGGUGAACGUCUUUUUAUUUGACUCAGGCUCGUGCAGUUUGCGAAAAGUGAACAAAACUGAAACCUGGAAAAGUCAUGAUGAGUUUAUAUCAAGGAAUCUUCCUCCUUUCUGCUCUCUGCUGCUGCCUAGCGGACAACGUGCCGCUGCUCCGCAGCAAGCGAGGGACCCGAUUUUACAGAGGUGAGCCCAACCGGCAGCCAGCUAGACGGACGCUUUUGAUUGUUCAGUUGAAGAAACCUUCGCCUUCCUUUGAAACAUCCUUCCUGUGUGUGGACAGUGAAACGUCAGCCGUGCGUAGCUUUGGCGACACUUGGCUGCGCUGGAAAGGACAGCGCGUGGAGUUUUGCCAUUGCGCGUUAAGAGGAAGAGAGCAAUGUCAUGUUGUGCCUGUCAUCAACUGCUACGUGUCCCAGUGCUACAACGGGGGAACCUGCAAGGAGGCCGUCUACUCGUCCAACUACAUCUGUCAGUGUCCCCCUGGCUUCAGCGGAGCUCAGUGUGAGAUCAGUAAGUACCCAUGUUUCACUCUAAUCUGGGUCAUAAUUCUGAGCCUUUAAAAUUACAGAUUAAAUUGUAAAAAAGUGAACAAACGACUGUGCAAAACCACAAAUAUUCAGAGAAAAGCCGUAAAACCUGAAAAAGACGUUGAGGUUUUUCACAUUUUCUUAUGUCUCAACAUCUAACUUCAAUGUACUUGAGGUUGUAUCGAUGUUAAGUUGUUAAAAUGAUUCAGGUUUAUCAGUUGGCUUUAUGUCUGGACUUUGACUAGGCCAUUGCGACCCAGAAUCCACUGUAGAACUGAAAGUGUUCAGGGUCGUUUUCCUGCCGGAAGGUGAACAUCCACCUCAGUCCCAAGACUUUUGCAGCCUCUGACAGGUUUUAUUCCAGGAUUGUGCUAUCUUUAGCUUCAUCCAUCAAGCCUCCCCACAUCAUUAUACUGCCACCACCAUAAUGUGGGGUGUCAAUAUUUUUAGAUACAAAAGCACGUACAUAAACUGUUGACCCACUUUAGACAUAAAUAUAAGCAGAACCAAAGACAUGAUUGAUUUUUAGGAAAAAUAAAAAUGUCGUCUCCCAUUUGUACAUUCAUGAUCAAGCAGUUGAAUUUCUGGAAGAAUACAAAUAUAUUGUGACCACAACUGACAAUAGACUUUGUUUUGACAAACAAGCUUACCAACCUAGACACUUAUCGUAAAUAAAUUAGACAUUUUAACAUGGAUAGUAGUUUUAUGGGAAUGUUUUAUAACUGUUUUAUUGAAUCUGUUCUUACUUGUUCAUUUAUUUGCUGGUAUAAAACAAAAACCACAUUCAAUGCUUCAAUGCCAGUGCAAAAUUACCAAUGCCUUCCUUAGCAACAUCUCUACCCUCCACGAAGCAGAUCCCCCAAGAAAGCUCAGGCAAUUUUAGCUGCACCAAACCCUUGUUUAAUUCUCUCCUUUACCGUCAGGAGGCAGGUUUGCUUUAAAAAGCUGCAGGCCAACAGAUUUAAUAAUUCAUUUUCUUCUGCUUUUAAUAGCCUUUUAAAUACUUCAGUUGAGUGUUGUGAUGUUUUUCUUUUUUUUCUUAAAUCUUAUCUUAAAUCUUAUUUACUAUAUUUAUUGUUGGUGUAUGCUUAUUCUGCUGGCUGUAGUAUAAAUUGCCCCAUUGGGGAUAUUAAAGAUACCCUGAAGGCAGCGUUCAUUAAGACGUGUUUCUGACUCUUGAUAAGGUCACAGUCUGGCUGGGUGACUCCACAGCUGCUGUCAUAGACCUGUGGUUUGAAGAGAAGAAAAAAGAUGGAUCAUAAACCAUGGAAAGACAUUCUGGGACUUGAAUGUUUUUGUUUCAGUGGUUUUAGGGACACCCCACCCUUGGAUAAUUAUCCAAAGGCCAGCCAAGAGCUUUUUAGCAAAAGUGCAGCAAGUUAAUGUGGCCAUAUUUUGUGUGUGGUCACUGCUUUAAACCACUAAUAUGGAAACUAUGAGAUUAAUGCUAUUAUAAAGCAUGAUAUGAAUUUAUACGAUAUACAAGAACUAAACUUUCCUUCAUAAUUUGUUUUAAGGAUCUAUAGUACCACAAUAAUAUAUUCCAAAUAGAUUCUGCAAAUUUAGCCUGGAAAAAUCCAGCCCCCUUUUUCCAACGCAAUUUGCUUUACACCAACUGGUUGGGCUCUCUGUUAUUGAGGAAUUAUUGCUUCCUGUAUGAUGUUGAAGUUUUAAAAUUUACCCAAUCACUAACGUAU
Messenger RNA from Poecilia latipinna (sailfin molly), 2520 nucleotides. It is a transcript of the gene plat, whose product is annotated as plasminogen activator, tissue. NCBI's taxonomy places the organism in Eukaryota, Metazoa, Chordata, Actinopteri, Cyprinodontiformes, Poeciliidae. The record is from RefSeq and is a predicted model, not a curated record. The coding region runs from base 374 to 856 and encodes 160 amino acids. The transcript has 6 exons.